AGUUAGGCUGCGUUGUGUUGUUGUGACAGACGUUACGUGCGUCUCUGACAUGACAUGAGGGAAGGUUGAGUGUUCUUGUGCGACAAAAAUCGAUCACUGAUGCUGAAGUCGAGCGCUGGUUCUGAUCACUGAUGCUGAAGGAUGGCCGGACGAUCGAGCGCUAGGAAGGUUCGUAACGAGGACAGUAACCCGUGCAUCGAGGAGAGCGACGGGUCUCAGCGCUGCAUGGAUGCGUACGGCUACGAUAAGAGCCGCUGUUCUGCGUACUUCAUGAGGUAUAAGAACUGCAGGAAGUACUGGCACACAGUGAUGCUUCAGCGCCGGAGAGACGGAGUCAAACCCGACAUGCCGAACGCAGAGGAACGGGACCAGAUCCUCUCGGCACUCGGAGGAAAACCCUACUGACAUCAUCAGACCGUCUCCUGACAUCAUCAGA
This is a messenger RNA of Pimephales promelas (fathead minnow), 436 nucleotides long. It is a transcript of the gene chchd7, whose product is annotated as coiled-coil-helix-coiled-coil-helix domain containing 7. The record is from RefSeq and is a predicted model, not a curated record. Gene Ontology annotation, cellular component: mitochondrion. Gene Ontology annotation, biological process: mitochondrial respiratory chain complex assembly. Lineage: Eukaryota; Metazoa; Chordata; Actinopteri; Cypriniformes; Leuciscidae.